AUGGAUUUGAAUGAAGUGGAGGAAAUGAUCUCUAGAGCGGAAAACCUGUACAAGCAACCAUAUCUCUGGAACCUUCUGCAUUCACUCCCUCAUCUUGAAUCAAACGGCUUUUAUACAGAAGAUGGGUUAGCUGCCUUAGCACAGUUUCUUAAUGUUAUUCAAAAUACUUUAACAUUAUUGAAGGAUUUAGCUAUGAUACCAUUGGAACAAAGUUUCUAUGAAGUGGUGAAAACAGCGCUGAAUUUAACUGCUGCAUCAGUACAGGACAGGAGCUUAAAAGGUUUUCAGUAUAAUCUUUCUCUUGGGGAUGUUUUGUGGAAUCCCCAUGGUGUGAGAGCAGAUCUUGAAUCCAGGUUUGGUUUUGAUGAUCUUCAUGUUGAGAAGCUGCUUAGUUAUACAGCACAAUUAACAAAGAUUCCCACAGGAGAGACACUGGAGCAGUUUGUGUGCUCUGCUCUCUCCAGUGUGCCAGAAGAUGAAACAAACAAAGAAAACAAUGAAGAUGGCUGUAUUUCUGCAUGGCAUGAAGCCAAACUGUAUCUUGUUCAUGCUGUCAGCAAGCUCAGACUCUAUGCACAGGUAUUUGAGCAAUGGCUCAGCAGCAGCUUCUCUCAGAAAAUCCUCUUGGAACUUGAAGGAAUCAUAGCUGAUUUAGCGUCUCAGUUUCUAGAUGAUAGGGAAGCCAGGAAACUUUUUUCAGAGAUAAAUAUCCUGAUCCAGCAGUGGAAUGAGAAUUCAGAUGACUACUUUUCAGAAGGAUAUACUGCAUCUCAUGAUCUGAUUUUGACAUCUUUUAAAGAGUUUUUGAAGAGCAAGGAAAAUUUACAGAUUUCUGGUGGAAAGGAAGUGGAUCAUUUUUUUCGUCUUGUAGAAGUCAUAGAAGAAAUUAUAAUGCUUGAUUUCUUAGCUUCUUCAAACGAGUCUCUAAAAGAAAAUGUCUUGAAUAAUACAAUUAUAUGGAUGAAAAAAUUUGCUGACGGGAAGGAAUCUUCCACCAAUUUAUCAGUUGCAGUUUCUGAAUUCCUUAAUAAACUACAAAGAAAUUUCCAGCCGCUUCAGAGAUUCUGGAUGAAAGAGAAGACAGAAGUUUUCUGGCAUAUAGUGAAAAUUUUAUUCUAUAAACUUCAUUCUAGGCUCUCUCAUAUGAGUGAAGUGGAAGAGGAGGAGGUAUUGGUGACCUUAUCUAGAAUUAUAUAUUGCUUUACAGAAAAUGAAAUCCUUUAUAGAAGUAUGCUAUUGCUCCAAAAUAUCUUGACUGAUGGGCCAGAGUUAAAUGUUACUGCUUUGAACCAUCUAAAACACUUGGGUGAAAGUGCCCUAAGGAAUUUCGUUGAGUUUGGAUUGUUCACUGAUGAUCAUGUCAAUGUGUCUUUCGGCACUAUUCAUAGAGUGAGUAAUGACUCCUCUUUAUUACUGUCAAAUGCAUUUUUUAUUUAUAAAGUACAAGAAUUUGCAGAAAUUGUGCAUGAUUUCUUCAAAAAUAUCCAAAAAUUAAACAGUACUAGUGCAGCCUCACUUGUUCCAAUACUGUUCUCUCUGUAUCAGAAUGAUAAUCUUGUCUUAAAUAUUGAGAGCAAUAGCACUCUGUUAACAUCUCUUUCUGAAACUUCAAAAGAUAUUUCAUCUUUUCAAGUAUGGCAUGAUUUCCAAGAUAUGGACCAAGUUUUUGAUUUUCUGUCUGAAACUUUUGAUCUUCUCUGGAACUUCACCAGUAAGUCUCUAUGUGAAAAGUUACUAAUCAUUUACAACUACACAGAGUUUCAUGCCCAAUCUCUUGCACAGAGAGGAAAAAAAGAGAUGCAAGUUGUCUAUGACAUUCUGAGCAGCCUUAAAACUUUGUUUGUAGAUGAAGAGCUUCAAACGUCUGCCUUUUGUUAUUUGGAACAGUUUCUUGAUAUCUCCCCAGAAUGCCUAGUUAAUAAUGGGUGUGAUGAUUUUUAUCUAUCAAACAUUACUUCUGUAGCUCAGUCAGCAGAGGUUUAUGACUUACUUCUGCUUCCAUUGGACAGUGUUCUGUCUAAUGUAACAAACUUUGGAGAUAAAGUAAGAGUGCAUUCUGCUUUGCACUGCACUUUUACAUGGCUUCAAACCUGCACAGAGAUUUUUGAAGAAGCAUCCAAAAUCUUAAAUUUGAAUUCAACCUUUUUUGUCUGUCUAAGAAAUUAUUUGGAAAAUCUCUCAGAACACCUUUUAAAUGCAACUCAUGACGAACUCUGCAAUAGUACAGCUAUGGUUAUUGUUAAAGCUACAAAAGCAGCAAUGAAUCUAUUAAAAAUCAUAUUUGAAGAACGUGGUGAUUUAAAUGACUGGAAAAAUUUUGAAGCUUUCCUUGCUAAUCUUCAAAAUGUAUUUAACAAUGCAGUUGAUGUCACAAGCUCACUUAAAGGUAACAGUUUAGAAAGUGUUUUAGAAAUUAUGAGAAUCACGUUAACUGAAUUGCAUAAAUCUAUACUGAAGGUCGUUAAUGGAGAGUUUUUGAAUUCUUGGCUUUAUACUACCCUCUCAGCAGGAUCUGAGGGAGAAGAUAGGGGUGCUGGUGUAUUUUCCAUUGUAAAUUCCCUUUCUACUAUUCUCAAGCUCUCCCAAAAGGAACUUGAAAUUAUUCUCACUGAGAUAAAAGACACAACUGCUUUCCUUAAAAGUGUACCUCAAGGCAAAUAUAUGGUUUGUAUCAACAUUUUCCAGAAUAUUACCAAACUAAUUUUAGACAACGCUCUGAAAGACAUGAGCCAUUCAGAAACAAAUUUUUCAUCUCAUCUUAAUUAUUUUCUAAACUUUUAUAGUACAGUGGAUGAAGCAGAGGAUUGUAACAGAUGGAUACGUGGAUUAAGCAAUCUCAGUGAAAAAUACAAGUCACCUUCCCACUUUGAAAGUGCAAAACAUAUUUUAUUUCUACUGAAAUCUCUGGGAAACAUUGAGACAGAUGCUAAGCUAAUGAACGUGAUGGACUUUGUUAAUUUGAUUUUUAAUUUGACACUCCCUGAAUGUUCCCUCACUGGUUCCGAUGUGAUUUGUGUAAAUGUUUACUUCAAUAUUAUAGGAAAAACUUUAAAAUUUGUUCUCCCUGAAUUUUAUGUAAAAGAUGACAUUAAUGUGCUUGAUUUUUUUUUUACAUCUUUAAAUAACUCUGGAGGACGAAUACAAAUGUUUGUUAAUGAUUUAGUGCGGCACUCAUGGUAUACAUCAAAUAAGACCCAUUUUAGUCAAUCAGUCCAUGGAUUUAACAGGACUUUGAGGAUGUUCCUUUAUCCUUUUAGCCACGUUCAGCUUUCAUCAAAAGAACUUUUGACAGAAAUUCAAACUCUUCUUAAAAAUAAAACUUUUGAAAUGCAAGAAAACAGCUCCUCUCAUUUGGAUAUUGAGAUUGAACCUUUCUUGCAUGAGAAAAAUACCGGUUUGUUGAUGGAGUUCUUUCAAUAUGUGAUUAGUAAACUUGACUCAAACUUGCAGGGUGAACAUAAAACACUUAUCCAGAAACUGAUAGAAACAUCAGCUCUGAAUAUUGAACUGGUAAGGAAGGCACUUAAGAUUUUCAAGUCUUCUAGUUUUACUGGCUUUCCAUUAAGAGAUGAGAAAGAGUUUCUAAAGCAUAUGGUAGCCUUAGUGCAAAAUGUGAGGAACAUGGAUGUUGAGUUCUUAAUAAGUCAAUUCAAACAAGUCCAGAGGAGCCUAGGUAAUUUCUUUAAAAAUAUCAAGACGUUGUCUGUUGAGAACUCAGGAUUAGGAAUGUUAACAGACUGGUGGGAUGCAUUUGAGAACAAUUCGUGCAAUUGGAACCUGACUGGCUUAUGGCAAAUAACACAACUCUUUGAACAAAAUGAACUGUAUGAUGUAGAUGAAAUGUUCCAUCUCCUCUUUGAUGUCAUCAGCCUUACAGAAAAAUUAGCUCAUGGAAACAUCACAGAAGCACUAUCUGAAGUAUAUGCUUUCGUACUGACUCAGGAAGCAAAAAUGGCAACAUUUACUGAAGAGGAAUUCUCUAACCAAGUAGAAGGUCUUCUAAUGUUGCUGGAGACACUGAUGGAUAUGUCUGAUAAACCUGCAGAGGUCUCAGUUUGUUUUUCUGCAGCAUUCUGCCGAACUCUGACAACAGCAACACCUCAGAAUGAUCCCACUUUUAAACCCUGUGACUUUGUGCAGAGCAAUUCUACACUUACUUACAAUGCAGUCAUUGAAGUCAUUAAGGAGCUGAAACUCAUCACUCUGGAGGACGGUUCCUCGUGUACUAUGGAAGACUUUCAGACAGAUGUAACUCGUAAUCUGACUUGCUUUUUUCAUCAGAUUAAAGAAUGGAACUCUAUUCUUUUGAAGUUUUCCGAGCUCCAUCAUGUAAAUGGCUCAGUUCUCAAAGAGCUGCUAGAUUUUUGGAAUGAGCUAUCUCUUUACGCUGUGCCACUGCAGGUGAAUAAUGCAUACUCAGCCAGUUGUUCCUCCACACUGAAGAGACAAGUGGCUUUACAAAUUGUAGAAACACUAAGCAGUAUGCCAGUGGCAGAAAUGGAGAUGGCCAAAGGUGUUCUUGAACAGCUGGAUGAUGUUUAUGGUGGUCUAAGUUGGAAAAAGCAUUCAAGAACAUCACUUGUAAAGACUGUUCUUACUAAUGUUAAGAAUAUGACCACUGAAGUUUCCGGACUCCUAGAUACAGAAGCUGUCCUUUCUUUUCUUUCUCUAAUUGAGCCUUUAAUGAUGCUGUCUUCUGUUGGAAACCAGACAUACUCAAUGCUUAUGGUAUUAUCAGCUUUAAAUGGAAACAGUAAUACAGCUGAUAACUUUGAGACCUUCUGGUUUCCUAUAAUCACAAGCAUAGAAGAUUUAUUGGUGAAUUUUGAGGUUAGACACUUAAUUGCAGUGAUAGACCAAGAGUUUCAGUUGCUAAGGUUAGCCACUGGACAGUCCUCUUCAAUGGCUCUGGAUGCUUUAAUACAGCAGUUUAAUACAUCAUCUGUAGAUGCUAUGUUAAGAAAUUUUAAAGACAUAGAAGAGAUUGUGAACAGCUUUCUAUGCGAAUGUAACAAUAAAAAUUUUUCUAAAAUAAUGCAUGCUCUAAUUCUCCUUACGGCUAAUGAAAAUUCAUCAGAUGACCUACUGCUGGUUGUCAAAGACAUUAUUGACUUUCUGGAGCUAUUCCAAAAUAAGUCUAGGGAAGAUUACACUGAUACAUUGUUUGUUGAUGGUCAUCUUAGCAGAGAAAAAUUGAACAAUACUCAUAUGGCUAAUCCACAUUUGCUGAACAGUCUCCUUCAUAUAAUUGCUGAUCUUGCUGUUAUAGAAGAAGCUCUGCAUACAAACAAUGUUGAGCUUCAGAUAGUUGACUUCAUUGAUUCAUUUCUUGGUAAUGCACAAUACAGAGAAGUUUCUAUUCAGUCCCAAAACAGAGCUCUGGAGAUCAUGCAGGAUACUAUAGAACAAGACAGGAACAAGAUAACAUUCUUACUAAAGGAUUUGCGUGAGGAUUUAAUGGCAGAAAUUAGAGCAUCUAAAAUCUGCAAGAUUCUUCAGAAACAUUUAUAUCCUGAUAGUGUCUUACUAUUGCAGAAGUUGCAGUUUACCAUUUUGAAUGUUCUUAAAAUCUUUUCAGAAGAACCAGUUGUCAUUGGCAACCUUUUCUGUGUUGUUACAAAGUGUAAAGAUGGAUUAACAAGUCACUUACUUCUCUCUGUCAUUGAAGGAAUGACUCUUGUUCGGGAUCAUUAUCAGGAUAUUGAAAGAAUGUGGCCUGCUUUCAACAAGGGGGAUUGUGAGAGUAUGGCAUAUGUAAACCAAAAACUUUCCAGUACUUUGGAGAGCUUCCUGAGAGCCCUGCAGAAUACCAGCAAUGGCAGCUGUGAUUGUCAGCUAAUGUUGAAGAACAUACAGAGGUGACAGCAAAUGAUGGCUGAAAAUUUGGAGCUACAGUUGUCAGAAAAUCCAGCAGCAGCUUUUCUCAGCAAUUUUAAUCUUUUGAAUGAUGUGAAAGUCAGAGAGUGCGUGCAGAAUCUUACUCAGUUGAGGCUGGACAUUGGUUCUUCUGUCAAUAUUUCUGAAGAAACUAUCAGUACCAUCUUGGAAGCCAGUAUCUCUAAUUCAAAGUUUUUUUACAGUGCCUUUGUGGUAGCUUUAACUGGAAGGUGUGAUGAAGAAGUACUUAGGCUGCUGCUAAAGCUACCUGAAAACAGUAAAACUUCCCUGGUAGUGGAAGAAUUAUGUUCUUUACCAGCACUGGACUUGUAUACCAUGUUUGUACUGAUUAUACAGAAUUUGAAUUUACGUCAUAUCAUUUACAAGAUUAAGAUACCAUCUGAGACAAGCAAUGUACUGAACAUGCUACUGGAUGUGGUUUCUAGUACCAGCUCUCUUCUCAAUAAAGCCCACCAUGUCAUGGAAAACCUUCCAGUGUUCCUCCAAGGAAUUCAAAAUAUUGGUGUGCUUGACAUCUCUGCAUUGCAUCAGUUCUUGCAAGGCGGGCAGUUCAGAAGUUCAGCUGUUGGAUCUCUGGAGUCUGUAAUCAAGGCAGUGUGUAAAGAAGAAUCUUCAUUUUUCAACAGUGCAAACAUGUUCAUUGACAUACCCAGAAUAACGGGACACUUGGAGGACAAUAUGGCAAAAUAUGGCGUUCCUGAAGACUCAACUCCGUUUUGCUUGAAGCUUUAUCAGGAGAUUUUGCAGUCUUCUAAUGGGGCUCUGCUAUGGACUUACCUGAAGCCUUUAUUACAUGGGAAGAUCCUGUACAAUUCAAACAUCAACAUGAUUGACCUUGUGAUGGAGAAGGCUAAUUUCACUUUUGGUUUUGUGGAAAACUUGAAGACUUAUUCUGAGACAUGGCUUAGGAUGUCUGAGAUUUUUAAAACCAGUGGAAAUAUCCUCACCGUUUCACAACUGCAGGAAGCACUGAAAAGCAAUUUCAUAAAACACUUUAUAGAAAGUAAUUUGGAUAUUGACAUGGAGAAACUCUUCAAAAAAAUGCAAGUAUAUGAAAUUAUGAUGAACAAGAUGUUUAACAGCUCAGCAAGUAAACAGAUUGACCUGUUGUCAGAGCUUGUAGUAAAUAUCUCUUCCUGUGUGUUACUGGACCGUUUCCAGCCUUUUGAUUCUGUUGAGAAAUUGGAGGAGAAGGCUCAUGAACUCAUGCAGCAAAAUAAUUUUUUGGCUAGUAUCAUCUUUGAUACACCAAAGAACAAGACACAAGAUUCUAGCAAUCGCCUUCCAAGACACAUUUCGUAUACAAUUAGAACCAGUGUUCUCUAUAGCAUGAGAACGGAUUUGACCAAAAACCCAGCAUGGAAAUCCCAUCCCCAGAAGUUGCCAGCUGGUGGGUUUAAAUACAACCACAUCUUUAUUCCUCUUCAAGACAUGAUUGAAAGGGCAAUUAUUUCAGCACAGACUGGGACAGAUACCUCACUGCCAGCCAUCCAGGUGCAAGCCAUGCCCUACCCUUGUCAUACCAGUGAUCUUUUCUUGAACAACUUAGGGUUUUUUUUCCCACUUAUGAUGAUGUUAACAUGGAUGGUUUCCGUUGCUGGCAUGGUUCGCAAGCUGGUUUAUGAAAGAGAAAUUCAUCUUGAAGAGUAUAUGAAGACAAUGGGUGUACAUCCAGCCAUUCAUUUCUUUGCUUGGUUUGUGGAGAAUGUAAUUGUGCUCACAAUAAGCAGCUGUGCUCUGUCCGUCAUUUUAAAAGCAAGUGGUAUCUUUGCUUAUAGCAAUGGCUUCCUCAUCUUCCUUUUUCUUCUGGAUUUUGGAGUUACAGUUAUUAUGUUAAGCUAUUUCUUGGGAGCAUUUUUCAGAAGUGCCAGUACAGCAGCUCUGUGUGCCAGCCUUGUGUAUAUGAUCAGUUUUUUACCCUACAUAGUUUUGUUGGUCUUACAGAACCAGUUGAGUUUCACCAACCAGAUUAUGAUGUGUCUUCUGUCUACAACUGCCUUUGGGCAAGGAGUAUUUUUCAUUACAUUCUUUGAGGGCCAAGAAAUAGGAAUACAGUGGGAUAAUGUGAAUCAGCCAAUGGCACAAGGAGGAUACAUGACCUUUGGAUGGAUGUGCUGGAUGAUGUUCUUUGACUCCAUUUUAUAUUCUAUAGGUGGCUGGUAUUUCAGCAAUAUUAUUCCUGGAAAAUUUGGAUUAAAGAACCGAUGGUACUUUCCCUUUACUGUUUCCUACUGGAAGAACCUGUGUGGUGCAGAGAGGAGCAAGAGACAUUAUCUCAAUUCUAAUAUGUUUUUCUUCGAUGAAAACUUCCAAGAAAAAGCCUUUUGUUUAAAAAGCUUCAGACGGCAGAGGCAACCGUACAGACCUUGGUGUGCCCAGGUGGCCCAGCUCCUAGAACAGGUGGCCAAAUUGCAGGAGGAAGUGGCAAGAUUGAGGAGUAUCAGGGAGUGUGAGCAGGAGAUAGAUGGGUGGAGCUGCACCCUACCAUCCCUGAGGCAAAGGCAGGAGACAGAGGCUCCACAAGAAGCAGAGGAUCCCCUCCCCUCUUACCAGCAGGAUAAAGGAAGGGACCUAAGAAAAGGGGGAGAAUGGAAACAGGUCCCAGCCCCGGGGGGCAGGCGAAUCCCCUCCCAACCUUCCUCACCCUCCCAAUUGCCUUUACGCAAUAGAUAUGGGGCACUGGAACUGGAGGGCCAGGAAAAUAAGGAGGAAGAUGAAGGUCCAUCCAGGGGGUCACCUGAGCUGAGACAGUCGGCCCCACGCAUUGUGACUGUCUCAG
This is a messenger RNA of Pterocles gutturalis (yellow-throated sandgrouse), 8677 nucleotides long. It is a transcript of the gene ABCA13, whose product is annotated as ATP-binding cassette, sub-family A (ABC1), member 13. The record is from RefSeq and is a predicted model, not a curated record. Gene Ontology annotation, molecular function: ABC-type transporter activity; lipid carrier activity. Gene Ontology annotation, biological process: transmembrane transport; lipid transport. The transcript has 26 exons. Gene Ontology annotation, cellular component: membrane; intracellular membrane-bounded organelle. Lineage: Eukaryota; Metazoa; Chordata; Aves; Pterocliformes; Pteroclidae. The annotation marks the transcript as partial.